Molecule: messenger RNA, 699 nt
Organism: Coffea arabica (coffee)
Lineage: Eukaryota; Viridiplantae; Streptophyta; Magnoliopsida; Gentianales; Rubiaceae
Source: RefSeq, a predicted model, not a curated record
AUGAUAAAUAAAGGUUCAAUAGAAGCUGUUGAUAGAUUACUCCAGGAUCUAAUGGACUCAAACGCCUUAUUUGGAUCUAAAGUGAUCGUUUUCGGAGGAGAUUUUCGACAGGUAUUACCAGUUGUUCCUAAAGGAACAAAAUCAGAAUUCAUUGAUGCCAGCAUAGUCAACUCAUAUAUAUGGCCACACCUUCAUAAGCUUCAACUUACAGAAAACAUGAGAGCAAGGGAUGAUCCAGAAUUCAUUGAAUAUUUGCUUCGUGUUGGAAAUGGAACAGAGCCUACUGUCAACAACGACUGCAUACAAAUACCUCCAUCAAUGCUGAUAAGAUAUACAAAUGAUGAAGAUUCAAUCAAACAGCUGACUACCACGGUAUUCCCAGAUUUGUCAAUAUUCUCUCAUCAUGAUUUCUCAGCUGUAAAUCGUGCUAUACUCACAACAAAAAAUGAGUUUGUUGAUCAGAUUAAUCAGCAGCUCAUACAUGAUAUGCCUGGUUGCAUUCAAGAAUACAUUAGCCGAGACAAAUGUAUUGAAGAUUCUGACCAAACAAUCAUGGAGGACUUCAUAAAUGCCCUAACACCAAAUGGAUUUCCACCUCACAAAUUGAUUCUCAAGCCAAACACUCCAAUUAUGCUCCUCAGAAACAUGAUCCGCCCCAAGGACUAUGCAAUGGAACAAGGCUCAUCUGCAAAUCCUUAA